This is a messenger RNA of Cuscuta epithymum, 2255 nucleotides long. The record is from the annotation of a GenBank genome assembly. Lineage: Eukaryota; Viridiplantae; Streptophyta; Magnoliopsida; Solanales; Convolvulaceae.
AUUUACCAAGGGGAGGCCAAUAGUACACAUGAUGGGAGGGUGAGACAUUUGGAGACAUCAAAAGGGUCCCUCUCUCACUUAUUAGCUAAAUGAGACAAAAGGAACCCAUCCCCCUCCUUCCUCAUCAUUGUACUUGGCCAAGACAUCAAGGAGGAGCAAGAGAGAUCUCUCAAACCAGCCUCCAUUGUUGCAGCACGAGCUCAAGGAGAAGGUGGUCCAAAAGAGAGGAUUUAAGAAGGAAAAAGUGAGGAAAAGCUUGGAUAGUUAAGGCACUUGUAAAGGGUAUUUCAAGUGAUUUCACAAAGUUGGAAAAGUCGCCGGAAUUGUCGCCGGAGUUUCACCGGAGUUCAACCAAGAAGGGUAGGACUUCUUAACGCUAGUUCAAGGUUGAAGCUAGAGCUUGCUACUUGCACCUUCUCACGGGUGAUAUCACUUCAGGAAGACGUGAAAUGGAGGGCAGGCGAAUGACAACCAGGAACAAUCCGAGGGGGCAGGCGCCGGUAGCAUCCAAAAGGGGAAGCCGGGCUGCAUCUCGGGGUUCAAGAGGAGGCCGUGGGGGCCGUGGAAGCCGUGGAGGUCAUAGGGCUCAAACUGUGAGCGACGGCCAUGUUAGUUCGGUGUAUGAAACCAACACCGAAGACUACGACUCUACAUAUGUUCCGGAAACGGAGCAUGAGGAGACCCCAUAUGAUGGGGGUGACACAUACACCGAUGAUGAUGAUGAAGAGAGUGAUGCUAAGUUCGCCCAAAUGGGCGAAUUGUUUGAGUGGUAUCAAAAAGAAAAACUGAGGAGAGACCUUAGGUGCCAAGCAAGGCGUGGCUCUUGCGGUGGUUCGGGUCAAGGAAGCCGGGGAGCUUCAAGGGCCACUCCUGCGGCGUCACAUGACGGGCGUGAAGGAGGUUUUUGUGUGAGAAUCUCCAAGUACCUCAAGGAGGCUAGGGCCUUGGGGUGUAAGUCCUUUGACGGCACCGGUGACAUUACCGUUGCCGCCGAUUGGAUAACGAAGGUGAAGGAUGCGGCAAAGGACAUGCAAAUUUCACCGGACGUGAAGUUGACUGUUGCUUCACGGCUGCUUGAGGGGAUAGCUUCCACGUGGUGGAAGAGUGUAGAAGGAAAAUACCAUGGGGAGGUCUCGUGGUUGAAUUUUGAGCGGGAAUUUUAUGACCAAUACUACACUGACUACGAGAAAAAUGUCAAGCGUAGGGAGUACACCAACCUCAAACAGAAGGAGGGUGUUUCUGUUAAACAGUUGGAGCAAGAUUUUAGAACCUUGACUAGGUUCUUGCCGGAGUACGCGAUUAAUGAGGACCGCAUGUCGGAGCAUUUUUGGGAUGUCUUACUCUUGGACAUCCGUGAUCGGGCUACGUACUCGCGCCACAUGACCUUUAGCGAGGUGGUGGAGCAGGGCCUUCUUGGGGAGGCUCAAUGGAAUGAGAGAAAAGAAAGAGACGCCGAGGAGGCAAAGAAGAGAGAAUGGCAUAAUUCGGGGCCGCUCGAGCAAGCACGGAAGAAUAACCACGGUGGGGGUGGUGGUACGUUCAAGGCGCCGGCACCACCGGCGAAGAAGAACAAGGAUGCUCGGUGGCACGCAUCCUCCUCUCAAAAUAUGGGGCCUCCUAAGUGUGCCAACUGUUUAAAGAAUCACUUCGGGAAGUGCAACGCACCCCCGAGGUGUUAUCGAUGUGGGAACACGGGCCACAUGAAGGCCAAUUGCCCACAAUCGGGGGGAGAAGGAGCUCCGGGAUCCGGAGGAGGAGCCAUGACGGGAAGAAACCGUGCGGGCCCGUCAAACGGCGGUACGGGAAGAGGCGGCGCGUCCACAAGUCAUGCCGCGUCCGUAAAUCAAGGCGGGACCCAAGCACGGGUGUACGCAAUGACCGAGGCGGAUGCGCGAGCAAACCCGGACUCCGUUGCAGGUUGAAGCUAGAGCUUGCUACUUGCACCUUCUCACGGGUGAUAUCACUUCAGGAAGACGUGGUUCGUGCUUCCUUAUUUUCUUUCAAACUACCGAACACUUGCUCAUGGAUAUUUGUUCAACUAUAAACUAUGUUUGGGGCUUGCAUGCCCAUGUUGUUGGCCGGUUGUGGCUUAUGACUUACCGUUGAAUAAUUCCGCUAUUCAUUGGUUUAAAUGUGAUGUUGUUAUGUAUGUUUACUACUGAGUAUGGAUGGAUUAUUUUCUCGAACGCCUUGUGUAAUUAAGUGAGGUUGACUCGUGGGUGACGUCUCUUAAUUAUACGGCGGUUGUACACGCG